Culex quinquefasciatus (southern house mosquito) is the source of this 6331-nucleotide messenger RNA. Its product is annotated as peroxidasin. The coding region runs from base 771 to 5447 and encodes 1558 amino acids. The transcript is spliced from 12 exons. The record is from RefSeq and is a predicted model, not a curated record. Gene Ontology annotation, biological process: response to oxidative stress. NCBI's taxonomy places the organism in Eukaryota, Metazoa, Arthropoda, Insecta, Diptera, Culicidae. Gene Ontology annotation, molecular function: heme binding; peroxidase activity; protein binding.
CUGUAGCGCGCGUGGGUUCAGAGGCAAACAUUCCAGAACAUCAAGCGAGAUAAAAGGAACUCGUCGCGGAAGACCAGGGGAUGGAAUUAUAAAAAUUUGUGCCAUUUUGCGACAAAAAGACGAACCAGACUCGCAAAAAAGACACAGCUCACAGCCAGGCGAGAAAUAUCUGGUUCGUUUAAUCUCAAGAGUUUAUAUAUUUUCGCGAAACGUUUGUUGUGAAUUAAAUCCUUGUGAAAGAGGAAAACAAUACAGCACACGCUUAACACGGCGGAUAAGCAGGAAAGUGGUUUUUCCGACGCUGGAAAAGCGCGAAAAAAAAAAAACUGAGAAGCAAACAAACCAGAAAGAAGAAGUGCCCGCCGGUAAUCCCUGGAGUGUAUAAAUGUUUGAGGAUUUGUUGAAUUUAUAAUCGUCGACUCGACUGGACAAAGACAGCAGCAGGAACGGGUGGGGCAGGAGACCACAGGACAAGGAUAUCUGGCCGUGGUCGUCGGUGCUGUAGAGGACGAUAAAACCCUCGGCUGUGUUGUUACUCUGCCGUCUGCUGCUGUCUGUGCCGGAAUUGUGUGGUGAAGAUACGCUCAGCCAACGCCGGACAGUGUGGCAUUGACAUAAAUAACUAAAAAGCAUCGGUCUCGUCACUUUACGUCAGUGUGUUACUAGCCCCCAGCUGGCAGCUCAAAAAUUUAUCACCAAUUCCAGAAAAAUCUGCUCAGCUCGUGUUGAUAAAUAGUGCUGGUAGCCAGAACAAAUACAAAUUUCCUAAAAUGUACCAAUUACCGGGGCCACCCCCACAACCACUUCGCGGUUGGCAACAGUGCCGGCGGCGACGGCUGUCGCUAGUGGUGGUGAUGGUGCUGCUGGCAACACUGGUGACCACAACCGACGCGAUGAGCUGCCCGCAGAAAUGCUCUUGCCAACAGCGAACGGUGCGGUGCGUCAAGCAGCAGCUCGAUAAGAUUCCGGAAAUGCCGCUUGACACCAACAUUGUCGACCUCCGGUACAACCACAUUCGCGAGGUCCCAACGGACGCAUUCGCCGGUCUGUCCCACCUGCACACGGUAUUCCUGAACGAAAACCAGCUCCGACGCAUCGAGCCCGGUGCGUUCCGCGGUUUGCCGGGCCUCAAGUAUCUCUACCUGAACAAGAACCGCAUCGUCGAAGUGGCACCGAGCGCGUUCGACUCGCUGGAUCGACUGCAGAGCCUGUAUUUGCACUUCAACAAUAUUACCGCGUUCGAGAAGGGCACAUUUUCCAACAUGGCAGCACUGGAGCGACUCUUCCUGUACGGCAACCAGAUUCGGCGGAUCCCGGAGGGUGCCUUCGCCGGGCUGCCAGCGCUGAAGCAUCUCCGGCUGGACGACAAUCCGCUGGAAUGUGACUGUUCGCUGCUGUGGUUCCGCCGGGUGCUGCACGAGGCGCGCCAAACGCUGCUCGCGACCAGUUCCUGCGCCACGCCGGAGCAGCUCGUCGGCAAGAGUUUGGCCGACCUGGGCGAGGACGACUUCCACUGCACCAAACCGGAGAUUGUGUCCGAGCCCCGAGAUAUCGAGAUAAGCAACGGCCAGACGGCGGUGUUUACGUGCAAGGCCCACGGCGACCCCCGGCCGGAAAUUGUGUGGAUGCUGGACGCGGGCGAGAUCCACUCGGACGAUACGCGGAUUAACGUCCUGCCGGACGGGUCGCUGCGCAUCGACGAAGUGACGGCGGCGGACGCCGGCAUGUACGAGUGCCGCGCCCGCAACAACAUGGGUCAGGUGCAGUCCCGGCCGGCCCGGAUGGUCGUCAGCAACGAGGUCAUCGAAACGGAGGCGGAAGCACCGAAAUUCAUCCAGACGCCGCCGGCCGAAGUGGAGCUAAAGGUUGGGGCGGCCCUGGUGCUGCACUGCGUUGUUUCCGGGGCACCCACGCCGAGCAUUCUGUGGAAGUUUAACAACCAAAAUAUCCAGAACGGCCGCAUCAAACUGUUCGGCAACGGGUCGCUGAUCCUGCCGGUGGCCACGCUCGACGACGGCGGCGUGUACAGCUGCUACGCCGGAAACGCCAUCGGGAACGUGUCCGUCAACGCCACGGUGCAGGUGAACGCAGCCGGACCAGCGUCAACAUCUGCUGCCCCAGUUUCUUCAGCUUUGCCACCAUCAUCAUCGCCAACGCUUCCGUCGACGCCUGCCGGAACAUCGGUGCAGGAUGAAACGGUGUCCCCGGCAGCGUCCACUACCCUGACGGUUAAAGCAUCCCCGGUGGUGACGAUCGCCGGCCCGUCCGGACCGCGGACGCUCAAGACGGGUGACCAGCUGACGCUGGUGUGCGAAACGGAGGGAAACCCGGUUCCGCACGUGGAGUGGCUACGCCGGGGCGAACCGAUAACGGAAACGAACCGCAUCUACUUCAGCGACGACGACAGCGACUUUGAGCUGACACUGACGAUCGAGCACGUGAAGGAGUCCGAUUCGGGAUCUUACGAGUGCCGGGCGGAGAACGAGCUGGGAACGGCCUCCUCCGGGGCGGUCGAGGUGACCGUGAUAAAUGACGUCGGUCCGCCGCGGUUCCUGUUCGAGCCGUACGACCUGGACGCCAUCGAGGGAACGACCAUCGAGCUGCCGUGCAAGGCCGAAGACGACGACGAUGUCCUGCAGACCAAGUGGCGCAAGGAUGGCCGAACGCUGACCCAAACGGACAAGUAUCGGCUGUCGACGGCCGGAAGCCUGUUCAUCACCAAUCUGACCGAGGCGGACCAGGGCAGGUACGAGUGCUCGCUGCUGAACCAGUUUGGCCGGGCCACGGCCAGCGGGCUGCUGACGGUCAAGAAAAAGCUGGAACUCCUGCCCGGCGACCAAUUCGUGCGCAUCGCCAUCGCCGAAGCAUCCCGCGAGGUGGACCUCGCCAUCAACCAAACCAUCGCAAAGCUCUUCUCGGGCAACGCGUCAACGGCCCAGCACCACGGUGACCUGUUCCGGAUCGUCCGCUUCCCGACGGGUCCCGCCCGUGAGUUGGCCCGCGCUGCCGAGGUUUACGAGCGGGCGCUGGUUAACAUUCGGCGCCACGUGGACACCGGCAAGGCUUUGACGACCAACAGUUCGGACUUUAACUACAACGACUUGCUGUCGCCGGACUAUUUGGACCUGCUGGCACAACUGUCUGGGUGUAUGGCACACCGGGUGACGCCAAACUGUACGGAUUUGUGUUUUCAUGCCAAGUUUAGGACGCUGGAUGGGUCGUGUAACAACUACAAGAAUUCGGGGUGGGGAUCGUCGCUGACUGGGUUCCGACGACUGCUGCCUCCGAUCUACGAGAAUGGGUUCAACAUGCCGAUUGGUUGGAACAAGACCAAGAUGUACAACGGGUUCGCCAAGCCUAGUCCGAGGUUGGUAUCGACGCGGUUGAUCUCGACCGAGGAGAUUACGCCGGAUGAACGGAUCACGCACAUGGUGAUGCAGUGGGGUCAGUUUUUGGAUCACGAUCUGGAUCAUGCGAUUCCGUCGGUAAGUUCGGAAAGUUGGGACGGUGUUGACUGCAAGAAGACUUGUGAGUACGCGGCGCCUUGUUAUCCCAUUGAAAUUCCGGAUGGGGAUCCUCGCGUUCACAACCGACGCUGCAUUGACUUUGUUCGAUCGAGUGCCGUUUGUGGUUCCGGAAUGACUUCGAUCUUCUUUGGAACUGUGCAGCCGAGGGAGCAGAUCAACCAGCUGACGUCGUUCAUUGACGCGUCGCAGGUUUACGGAUAUUCGGAGAACUUUGCCCGUGAGUUGAGGAAUCUGACGACGGACGAUGGAUUGCUGAGAGAAGGACCGCAUUUUCCUAAUCAAAAAUCGCUGCUGCCGUUUGCAGCUCCCACCGAUGGAAUGGACUGUCGGAGGAAUUUGGAUGAGAGCACCGUGAACUGUUUCACGGCUGGAGAUAUUCGAGUUAAUGAGCAGUUGGGCCUGCUGGCGAUGCAUAUUGUAUGGUUCCGGGAGCACAAUCGAAUCGCUGGAGAGUUGAAGCGAGUCAAUCCUCACUGGGAUGGGGACAAGUUGUAUUUUGAGAGCAGGAAGAUUGUCGGAGCGAUCGUGCAGCACAUUACGUACGAACACUGGUUGCCACUGAUCAUUGGCGAUCGUAUGGAACCGUACACCGGGUACGACUCCUCAAUAAAUCCGUCAAUUUCGAACGAGUUCGCUACGGCUGCUUUGCGUUUUGGACACUCGCUGAUUAAUCCAGUCCUGCACCGACUAAACGAAUCAUUCGAACCGAUCACCCAAGGCCACAUCCCACUGCAUAAGGCCUUCUUUGCACCGUGGAGGAUCGUGUACGAAGGUGGAGUGGAUCCGCUGCUGCGUGGUUUGAUUUCGGUCCCAGCCAAGCUGAAGAAACCGAACCAGAACUUGAACGUCGAUUUGACUGAGAAGUUGUUCGAGACGGCUCACGCCGUGGCGCUGGACCUGGCCGCGAUCAAUAUUCAACGAUCGCGGGAUCACGCGCUGCCCGGGUACAAUGACUACCGGAAGUUCUGCAACAUGAAGAAGGCUGCCUCAUUCGACGAUUUAAAGCAGGAGAUUACGAGUGAAACGGUUCGCGACAAAUUGAAAGAGUUGUACGGCCAUCCGGACAACAUCGACCUGUGGGUUGGUGGAAUUCUGGAAGAUCAACUUCCGGGUGCUAAAGUUGGCCCACUGUUCAAGUGUUUAUUGAUGGAACAGUUCAACAGGCUACGUGAAGGCGAUCGCUUCUGGUACGAGAACGAUCAAUUUAAGCCGGAACAGCUGGCUCAGAUUAAGAGGAUCACGCUGGGUAGCGUGCUUUGCAGCACGGGUGACAACAUAACCCGUGUUACCGACAACGUGUUCGUGCUACCGAGCAAACAGGGCGGCUACAAAUUCUGCGACGAAAUUGCACAAAUCGAUUUUGAACACUGGGUUGAGUGCAGCGAAUGUUCGCGACAUCACAAACGCUACACUACGCUGUCCAGACAGCGAAGAUCGGUUCGAGCCAAGCGCGAUCUUGAACCACAAUUGGCUAGGAAAGCCUCACCCGAGAACCACCUGGAACUGGAGGACGCCUUCAUCGAUGACGACAUGAACGAAGAGCGCAUCGAAGGACUGGAAUCGCUGAUCGAGACGUUCCAAAAGUCGAUGAAGCAAAUGCGCCGGAAGAUCCGCAAGCUCGAGCAGCAGUGCUCGGCGUCUGCGACGUCAGGUACAAACCCGACCAAGGGUAAACCCCACGGUCACUGCGUUGACAGUAAGGGCAUCAAACGGUUGAACAACGAGAUCUGGAUGCGGGACGACUGCACCAAGUGCGAGUGUGAACAUCACCAGAUCAGCUGCGAGACUGAGCGCUGUGCGGAGCUUAUUUGCGAGAAUGGGCUGGUCCAGCUCAAGGAGGACGGCAAGUGCUGCCCGAGUUGCGUUGUUGAUGAUAGUGCGGCGCAGGCGACGGUGACCGCCAAGGACGGGGGGCAGUAACUGAUGACGAGCGCGUUCACGAGUUUUUAGGGUUAGUGUUUUUUCCAAUUAGUCGUUGAAGGCAUUUCGUGGAUAUUCCACCGACGCGGCACGAUCUUUCUGUAGUAUUUCUAGCUGCGGAAUUGGUUUUAAACCUUAGCUGAGUCAAAAUGAAACUAUUCUAGCAUUCUUAGGUGCGCGUUAAACAACCGUUUUGGGCUAGAACCAAACUUUACGUUGAUCAUAACUUGAAAAUUUGCUAGCUCAUAGCUCAACCUUUUAUUACAAUGUAGUUUCGAAUAGCAGUAUGAAGCCGUUUAGUUGAAAAGAUCGACUCGACUUACAAUGACUAGAAAAUCAAAACUGAUAGCAAGCACUCUACAAAACUCAAUAGUCUUCGUCUUCACCAGGGUCACGAACCAUGAUUUGUGCUGUAAAUAUACUCGUAUCAUAGCAAAUCUUUCUCGAACAUUUUGAAUCAACACGACUGCUCUCUGAUAUACAAGCAGUCCCUCAAGUUAAACCAAAUACAUAUGACAAAAUGAAAAAGACUCGAAAUCUCGAGAAGAUCGUCAAAACCAAAUAAUGAAAAAUCCUCUCUAACAAAACGAAAAUCGUUGCGAUUGCAACUCUGACUACCAAAGUGAACGAUACAAGAAUAAAGCUAGCGUUGAAGAAAACCCUAGGCACUUAAGAGAAUGGUGAAUGAAGAGAAAACAAGACAUGGAAUUGUCAUCAAGCGUACAUUAGCGGUGUAGUAAAAGUUGAACAAAUUUUACCUUAAAACUUCACAUUGAACCGAGCUCGAGCUGCAUAAAAAGAAAAUCGUGACUAAUACAAAAAAAACAAACACAAAAAAAAUAAUCAACCAACUGAAUUGAAACCAAUAAACUAAAUCAAUUAAA